AACAGUGCCAGCAUGUCAAACUUGACUUUUGUCUACGUGUUCCCCGUCGCGCUAGCUCUGAAUAUUUUCUUCCCACAAAAAGUAACACCACCCGACAACGGGUUCAAAGUAAGAUUCCUAGAAAAUAAAGCUUUACUAUGGCUUCAUACUUCUGUCAUCUUGAUCACAGUCCCGCAGCUGUCGCUCGGGUUGGCUGCUGGAAUCAAAACAUUCGAAGAGGAUUGGUACAUUAGCUCGCAAUUCCUGAUGUCAUCAUGUCUCGUGAUGUUGUUACUGUUUACUGACCUGGUGGCUAAAUGCUGCUCGCAUUUACCUGUAACACUUCGAGGCAUGCUUACACAUAUAAUAUGUCUCACGCAGAAUUUUGUGGACAUCACCAUAGUCAUGCUGUUUCAUGACCUUCCUUCUGUAUCACAUCCGUUCACGCUAGCUCAGUUCAUAUUGACCAUGACGAAAACUACCGCCAUCAUAUCGAUCUUGGCAAUCUACGGGUCUUCUCGCCCAGGAAAAAAAGAUCUCGAGUUCGAAAGACUCGCUGAUAGUAUCGCCACACAUGAAAACGGAGGCUAUGGCACCAUCACAUCGUCUAAUGAAUCUCAUCCUCCACCCAAAAGCCAGAAACCAAUCUCACAAAGCGCACCGGCACCGGGAUUCGAGCAGUUCUUCAAGUAUAUUUGGCCAUCCCAUCCAUCGUCUCUUCGCGUGCUUGUCGUUCUUUGCUUUUUACUGGAAAUACUCCAGCGUGGAAUCAAUGUAUUCGUGCCACGCACUCUCGGCCUGAUCAUCAAAGACCUCCAGCUCGGCGUGUCCCCAUAUUUGCACAUAUUUCUAUUUGUGACAUUCCGUGCCUGCUCAGGAAAAACAGGCCUUUUAGGCUGUCUGCGCUCACAAUGCUGGGUACCUAUUGGGCAGAACACAUACCGACGGAUCACAUUGUCUGCCUUUGAGUGGGUUCUCAACUUAUCGUUAGGAUUCCAUCUGGCCACCAAGCUCGGGAUUCUGACCAGCGCUUUGAGCAAAGGUGCGGCAAUUGAUCAAUUUCUGGACUUUCUUCUCUUCAGUCUGGUGGGAGUGAUUGCAGAUAUUGUGCUGGCUGUAGGAUACUUUCUACUGUUUUUUGACUUCCAGUACGCAAUGAUCGUCGUUUUCACGUCGUGGGCGUAUGUCAGCGCAACAGUGUACAUGGCCCUCUAUCGAGGAAAAGCGAGACGCAAGAUGGUGGAUCGUAGCCAGGAAGUGAACGCUGUUCAAACCGAUGCGCUCUCGACAUACGAGGCUGUUCACUUAAAUUCGGCUCUUGAACUCCAGUCAACCAAACUGAGCGAGAGUAUCAAAGAGUACCAGUUGGGAGAGUUUGCCGUCUUGACAUCUCUCAAUGCGCUCAAUGCUAUCCAGACUCUUCUCUUUUCGCUGGGGAUUCUGGCUGUUUCACUACUGUGUGCAUAUCGAACGAGGCAAAGCGAGAAUCGCGUCGCUGACUUUGUCACAAUUGUGACGUACAUGGUUCAGCUUCAGCAACCUCUGGGAUUUUUGGGUAGCGUGUAUAAUGUUGUGCAGAACAGUCUUGUUGAUGCUGAAAAAACUAUGAGUUUGUUCCAAGAAAUGCCUUCCGUGAAAGACCGCGAUGAUGCCAUUGAGCUGCAGGCGUGCCGUGGGGACGUAACGUUUUCCAACGUACACUUCUCGUAUACUCCCGGCUGUCCGACGAUCCACGAUUUCAGUUUAACUAUCCCACAAGGUCAAUCUGUUGCUAUUGUCGGCGAAAGCGGUAGUGGCAAGAGCACUCUCCUCCGACUUCUCCUUCGAUUUUAUGACGUUGAUCAAGGCUCAAUAACCGUUGAUGGGGUAGAUAUCCGAGAUGUGACUUCCGAAAGUUUGCGUAGAGCUUUUGGUGUUGUUCCCCAGGAAACAAUAUUGUAUAACGAUACUCUCAUGUACAAUGUGCGUUAUGCAAAUGCCGGUGCGUCCGAAGAGGAUGUGUACCAAGCUUGUCGUGCAGCACGUAUUCAUGAGAAGAUUGAGUCGUUGCCUGAAAAGUACGACACCGCGGUUGGAGAGCGUGGUUUGAAGCUUUCUGGGGGGGAAAGACAGCGAAUCGCCAUUGCAAGAGUUAUUCUACGAGCACCCAGCAUCGUUAUUUUGGAUGAAGCGACAUCUUCGCUAGACUUGGAAACCGAAAAGCGGAUUCAGACCUCUUUGGAGUCCGUCAGUCGCAGCAGAACAUCUAUAACCAUCGCUCAUAGACUAUCCACCAUCGCACAGUCCGACGUAAUAGUGGUUUUACAUAAAGGCUGGAUUGUAGAGAAGGGCUGCCAUGCCGAUCUAAUGGCUCUCGGUGGAAGAUAUUCCCAAAUGUGGGAAAAACAGAGCGAGAUACGAGAAUCACCCACCCACUCUGAGUGAACCUCGUAGUUCUUUCUGGCCUUGAAAUGUAGGCCUCAUCCAGGAAAUUGUGAAAAACUGUUCUCCACGAAUUUCAUAAACGCGUUCGGGUACAUUGUAAGAUAGCAAUAUUUCGCGCUGGAGUUGAACAUUCCGAAUCUUAUGUUUCCACCUUUUUCUCGCAUCUGAAUCUUCAGAAAAGAGAAAGUAAUCAUUCUACCUGUAAUGAGAUGUAUGUU
Periconia digitata is the source of this 2621-nucleotide messenger RNA. The record is from the annotation of a GenBank genome assembly. NCBI's taxonomy places the organism in Eukaryota, Fungi, Ascomycota, Dothideomycetes, Pleosporales, Periconiaceae.